Molecule: messenger RNA, 5275 nt
Organism: Phyllostomus hastatus (greater spear-nosed bat)
Lineage: Eukaryota; Metazoa; Chordata; Mammalia; Chiroptera; Phyllostomidae
Gene: MROH1
Product: maestro heat like repeat family member 1
Exons: 44
Coding region: 246-5168 (1640 amino acids)
Cellular component (GO): cytoplasm
Source: RefSeq, a predicted model, not a curated record
GGGCUCAACGCGAGGCCCCGCCCAGUCCGGUUCGCGGCUGGGCGGGAGGGCUGAUCCCGGCCGCUGCGGCGGCUCCUCUUCAGAUGCUUUCCAGGAAGGAGGCGGAGACACCCCGCAGAUGCCACCCUCUUCAAACCAGAGUCUUUCCCAUCUGCUUCCUGUCUGCCUGGGAUUCCUAGAAGUGUCUGGUUUGGGAAGGCGCUGUCCAUGUCCACACCGGGCGAGAGGAUCCCGCGACCGCCACGAUGAGCGUGUCCUACGUGAAGAAGCUGUCCACCAUCCUGCUGGACGCCGUCACCGACAAGGACCCGCUGGUGCAGGAGCAGGUAUGCAGCGCCCUGUGCGCCCUCGGAGAGUCGCAGCCGGAGGGGACGCUCAGCGCCUGCGAGGAGCACCUGCGGCAGCACGAAAAGCUGGCACAUCCGUACCGGACGAUGAUCCUGAGGGCCAUGGAGACGGUCGUGAGCAACCACAUCAGCGAGCUGGACAAGGACGUGGCCCGGGCCGCCGUCCUCCUGGCCUCCAGCGAGAUGACCAGGGUGAAGGACGUGGUCCAUGACUGGCAGCAGGCUGCCAGCGGCGUCCUCGUGGCCGCGGGGAAGCGCUUCGUGGGCAUGGUGAUGGAGGAGCUGCUCAGCAAGUUCCAGCCCGGGACCCUGCCGCACUGCUUUGUGGUGCAGACGCUGGCCAACCUGUCAGUGUCCAAUGUGUUCGGCAUGGUGCCCUUCCUGACGACCGUCCUGAGCACCAUGCUGCCCAUGCUGGGCCUGGCCAAGCACGACUCCAUGAGGGUGGUGUUCUGCUGCGCCCUGCAGCGCUUCAGCGAGAGCACCCUCGAGUACCUGGCCAACCUGGACCAGGCCCCGGACCCCACGGUCAGGAAGGACGCCUUUGCCGCCGACGUCGGCAGUGCCUACGACACCCUCUUUUAUCAGUGGCUGCAGAGCCGCGAAGCCAAGCUCCGGCUCGCUGUGGUGGAGGCCCUGGGGCCCAUGAGCCAUUUGCUGCCCGGCGAGAAGCUGGAGGAGCAGCUGCCCAAGCUCCUGCCCGGAGUCCUUGCCCUCUACAAGAAGCACGCCGAGACCUCGCAUGUGUCCAAGAGCCUGGGCCAGAUCCUCGAGGCCGCGGUGAGUGUGGGCAGCCGCACGCUGGAGGUCCAGCUGGACGCCCUCCUGGCCACUCUGCACGCUCAGAUCUGCGUGCCGGUGGAGUCCUCCAGCCCCAUCGUGACGAGCAACCGGAAGGAGGUGCUGCGCUGCUUCACCGUGCUGGCGUGCUUCUCCCCUGAACGCCUGCUGGCCUUCCUGCUGCCCAAGCUGGACACCAGCAACGAGAGGACCCGCGUGGGCAGCCUGCAGGUCCUGAGGCACAUCAUCAACUCGGCCGCUGCUCAGAUGGAGGUGAAGAAGCCCUUCAUCCUCUCCUCCAUGAAGCUUCCUCUUCAGGACACCAAUUGCAAGGUGAAGCGGGCGGCAGUGCAGGUGAUCAGCGCCAUGGCCCACCACGGCUACCUGGAGCAGCCCGGCGGCGAGGCGAUGCUGGAGUACAUCGUGCAGCAGUGCGCGCUGCCCCCCGAUGCCGAGCCUCAGAAGCCCGGGGGCCCUGCGGCGGAGCCCCCUGCCGACAGCGUGCGCGCCGUCAGCAUCAGCACCCUCUACCUGGUCAGCACCACCGUGGACCGGAUGAGCGACGUCCUCUGGCCGUACCUGCUCCAGUUCCUCACCCCCGAGCGCUUCACCGGGGCACUGACCCCGCUCUGCCGGAGCCUCGUGCACUUGGCCCAGAAGAGACAGGAGGCGGGGGCGGACGCCCCGCUCAUCCAGUACGAUGGCAACGUGACCCUGCCGUCUCCCUUCGCCAUAGCCACCAGGCUCCUGACCGUGUCUUCCCGCCCCUACCUGGGGGAUGGCCGCGGGGCGGCCUCACUUCGCCUCCUGAGCGUCCUGCAUCGGGACAUCCACCCUCUGCUGGGGCCGCGGUGGGCCACGACCAUCCCCCUGCUGCUGGAGUACCUGGAGGAACACAGCGAGGAAACCCUGCCGCAGAAGGAGUGGGAGGAGAAGCUGCUGGUGUUCCUCCGGGACAGCCUGGCCGUCGUGUCUGACAACACAUGGACCUGCCAGCUGAGCCUGGAGAUGUGCAAGCAGCUGCCCUGCUCCAACGGGACACCCCAGGAGAAGAACUUCCUGUACAAAUGCGUGGGGACCGCCCUGGGCGCCGCUUCCAGCAAGGACGUGGUGCGGAAGCUGCUGCGGGAGCUGCUGGAAACGGCCAGAUACCAGGAGGAGGCUGAGCGUGAGGGCCUGGCGGGCUGCUUUGGGAUCUGCGCCAUCUCCCACCUGGAUGACACCCUGGCCCAGCUGGAGGACUUCGUGAGGUCGGACAUGUCCAGGAAGUCCAUGGGCAUUUUCAACAUCUUCAAGGACCGCAGCGAGAACGAGGCGGAGCGCGUGAAGGGCGCGCUGAUCCUGUGCUACGGGCACGUGGCGGCGCAGGCGCCCCGGGAGCUGGUGCUGGCCAGGGCCGAGUCCGACAUCCUGCGGAACGUGUUCCAGUGCUUCAGCACCAAGGUUCUGGGAAUAAAGGUAGAGACCAAGGACCCGGCCCUGCAGCUGUGCCUCGUCCAGAGCGUGUGCAUGGUGUGCCAGGCCAUCUGCAGCAGCGCACAGGCCGGCUCCUUCCACUUCUCCCGGAAGGCAGAGCUGGUGGCCCAGAUGAUGGACUUCAUCAAGGCAGAGCCCCCGGACUCCAUGCGGACGCGCAUUCGGAAGAAGGCCAUGCUCGCCUGCACCCACUUGGUCUCCCUGGAGCCCGAGCUGGAAGAGCAGGCGCAGACGGACAUGGUCCGCGGCUGUCUGCACAGCGUCAUGGCGGUGCUGCCUGAGCCCCAGGGGGAGGACGGCCAGCAGGAGUCCCUGCACCUGGACACUAUGCGCGCCCUCGAGGACCUGCUGAGGAGCGUCCUUCGGCGGAACCUGACGCCCCAGGGCCUGCAGAUCAUGGUGGAGCACCUGAGCCCGUGGAUCAAGUCCCCUCGGGGCUACGAGCGGGCGCGGGCGCUGGGCCUGAGCGCGGGGCUGCUGCAGUUCUUCCUGGAGCACCUGCACGUCAGCGCCCUGGUGCCCUUCCACAACCUGGGCCUGCUCGUCGGCCUCUUCUCCCCACGGUGUGCGGACCUGUGGCCGGCCACCCGCCAGGAGGCCGUGAGCUGUGUCUACUCCCUGCUCUACCUCCAGCUGGGCUACGAGGGCUUCUCCCGCGACUACCAGGACGACGUGGCCGAGCGGCUCCUCACCCUCAAAGAUGGCCUGGUGCACCCCGACCCUGCCAUCCUCUUCCACACCUGCCACAGCAUCGCGCAGAUCAUUGCGAAGCGCCUGCCGCCGGAUCAGCUCAUCAGCCUCCUGCUCACCCUGUUUGAGAGCCUGGGAGACCCCGACAAGAACUGCUCCCGCGCGGCCACCGUCCUGAUCAACUGCCUGCUGAAGGAGCGGGGCAGCCUGCUCCAGGAGAAGGUGCCCGAGAUCGUGAGCGUGCUGCGCUGCAGGGUGCAGGACACCCGGGACGCGCACGUCCUGCAGGCCUCGCAGCACAGCGUGCACAUCCUGGCGUCCCAGCACUGCCCAGCCGUGGUGUCCAGCCUCCUGGGCAGCCCCCUGCCCUUCGACAGCCACACCUGCACCCUGUGGCGGGCCCUGGCCAUGGAGCCCGGUGUCAGCACACAGGUCCUGGGCCUGCUCCUGGAGAGGAUGAGCAGAGAUGUGCCCUUCAAGGAGAGCCGCGCCUUCCUGCUGAGCAGCUCCCCCGACCGCGUGGCCACGCAGCUGCCCCUCGCGGCCACCUGUGCGCUGCACGAGGUCAUGUCUGCUCCCGAGUCCGGGCCCGCGGUGCUCGAGCUCUACCCCCAGCUGUUUGCGGGGCUGCUGCUGCGCGUCAGCUGCACCGUGGGCGUCCAGCUGCCCCGGAACCUGCAGGCCAAGGAGCGGAGGGCCGCCAGCUCAGCUCCGGCCUCCAAGACCCUGGAUCCCUGCAGCUCGGCGGUGGACGCCCUGAGGACGGCGCUGCUCCGGGGCGGCAGCGAGGACGUGGUGCAGCACGUGGAGCUGGAGGGGGGCUGGGCGUCUCUGAGGACCUCCGCAGGGCACGAAGACGGGGUCACCCGGCUGGCCAGUGCCAUGGCGAAGUUCGCGGGCCCCCGCCUGCCCCUGGUGACGAAGGCGCUCCUGGGCGCCCACAGCAGCGUGUACGAAGUCCAGAGGGUCACCUCCACAGCCUUCCUGGCCGAGCUGCUGAGCAGCAACGUGGUGAGCGACCUGCCUCUCCUGGAGCCGCUGCUGGACAGCCUGGCGGCCCGGCAGAAGGACCCGAGCGCCAGCGUGCGGCGGCAGGUGCUCCGCGGCCUGGCCAACAUCGCCUCGGGCUCCCCGGACAAGGUGCGGGCCCACGGCCCUCAGCUCCUGACAGCCAUGAUCAGCGGGCUGGACGACGGGGACGACCCCCACGGCCUGGUGGCUCUGGAGGCCAUGGCGGGCCUGGUGAAGCUGCUGGGCCUGGUGGAGCCCUGGGACCUGCGCACGGUGCUGCUGCACACGGCCAUCCGCAUCCGGCCCUUCUUCGACAGCGAAAAGAUGGAGUUCCGCUCUGUGUCCAUCCGCCUCUUCGGGCACCUCAACGAGGCCUGCCAUGGGGACUGCGAGGACGUCUUCCUGGAGCAGGUGGUGGGUGGGCUGGUGCCCCUGCUCCUGCACCUGCGGGACCCCCAAGCCCCCGUGGCUGAAGCCUGCAGGUUUGCGCUGCGCAUGUGUGGCCCCAACCUGGAGUGUGAGGAGCUGGUGGCUGCCUUCCAGAAGCACCUGCAGGAGGGCCGAGGCCUGCACUUUGGGGAGUUCCUCAACACCACCUGCAAGCACCUGAUGCGCCACUUCCCGGACCUGCUGGGCCGCCUGGCGAGCACCAGCCUGUUCUACUUCAAGAGCAGCUGGGAGGACGUCCGCGCCGCGGCCCCCAUGCUCACGGGGUUCCUGGUGCUGCACGCGGAGCCCCAGCACCGGCCGCAGGUGGACCUGGAGCAGCUCACUGCCGCGCUGCAGCUCCUGCUCAAGGACCCCGCCCCCAUGGUGCGCGGGAAGGCUGCCGAGACCCUGGGCCGCCUGGUGAAGUUCGCCUGAGGCUCCUGCACGUGCCCCCCAGGCAGCACCGACCAGCGCGGGGCAGCCUGUGCCCCCACCCUGCUUCCAAUAAAGCCGUUCCCGCCUCAGCAGGCGAGGGGCUGCAA